This is a messenger RNA of Populus euphratica (Euphrates poplar), 1691 nucleotides long. RefSeq names its product protein NRT1/ PTR FAMILY 8.2-like. Gene Ontology annotation, molecular function: transmembrane transporter activity. The record is from RefSeq and is a predicted model, not a curated record. Gene Ontology annotation, cellular component: membrane. The transcript has 3 exons. Gene Ontology annotation, biological process: oligopeptide transport; transmembrane transport. Bases 12 to 1604 code for a protein of 530 amino acids. NCBI's taxonomy places the organism in Eukaryota, Viridiplantae, Streptophyta, Magnoliopsida, Malpighiales, Salicaceae.
UGGCAGCUUACAUGGUCUUUGAAAUGCAUCAGUCACUUCCAAAUGCUGCAACUCAUGUGAUUGACUGGAUUGGAGCUGCCUAUGUCCUCACUCUCUUUGGAGUGUUUUGUGCUGAUGCUUACCUGGGCCGAUUCAGGACCAUCAUUAUUUUCUCUUGCAUCUAUACAGUAGGAAUGGUAUUAAUGACCCUCUCAGCUUCUAUAGACAGCUUACGUCCACCAAAAUGCAUGGUAAGGCUAUGCCCACAAGCAACCGAUGGCCAGACAGGGUUCCUCUAUGGUGCACUGGCCCUUAUUGCCCUUGGAACCGGCGGUAUCAAGCCAUGUGUCUCAUCUUUUGGGGCUGAUCAGUUCGACGAGGCAGAGGUGGAAGAAGUGCCAAAGAAAUAUGCUUUCUUCAACUGGUUCUUCUUUGUUAUAAACAUGGGUGCUAUCUUGGGUAUAAUAGUCUUGGUAUACAUAAAAGAAAAUAAGGAAUGGGCCUUAGGUUUUGGGCUACCUACAGGGGCCAUGGUUAUUUCUGCCAUCAUUUUAGCAGCUGGCAUUCCUUUUUAUCGUUUCCAAAGGCCCAUGGGUAGCCCUUUCACCAGGUUUGUUCAGGUCAUGGUGGCUUCUGCAAGGAAUCAUUUGAAUGGAGUCCAGGUUCGACAUCAAACCGAGAUUUACGAGGUUACCAAGGAAUCUGAUAUCAAGGGCUCCCAAAAGCUGUUUCACACCUUACAGUACAGUUUCCUGGACAAGGCAGCGGUUGUGACAGAUUCUGAGGCUGACACAGCGAACCGUUGGAGACUUUGCACAGUAACACAAGUAGAAGAAUUCAAGUCUUUUAUCAGAAUCCUCCCAGUAUGGGCAUCCACAAUUGCACUGAUCUCCAUCUCCUUUGAUCAGCUCUCGACCUUCUUCAUCAACCAGGCCAACAUCAUGGAACGAAAACUCAGCUCCAACUUAAAAAUUCCAGCAGCUUCUGUCCCUGUUUUCAGUGCCCUCAUCCUCGUCCCCAUCUACAAAAAAGUAACAGUCCCUAUCCUACGUAAACGCACCGGCCACACCCGCGGCAUCACAUCAUUGCAAUGCAUAGGAGUUGGUUUAUUUAUUUCCAUAUUUGCACUGAUAGCUGCAGCAUUGGUAGAAAAAAAGAGACGCGACAGUCCUAACUCUUCAGGCAUGAGCGUGUUUUGGCUGUUUCCACAGUUCUUUUUAAUAGGCAGUGCAGAAGUUUUCACCCACGUAGGACAGCUAGAAUUUUUCUACGAAGCAGCUGAUGGGACAAGAAGUAUUAGUAGUGCAGUGUUUCUUAGUGAGAUCGGGAUUGGAAAUUGGUUCAGCACUGCAAUAGUUAAGAUCAUCGAAAGUGCCACUGGGGGAGAAGACAAAGGGUGGUUAAGGAAUAAUCUUAACAAAGGCGGGCUUGAUUAUUUCUACUGGGUGUUGACUGUGAUUAAUGCGGUUAAUUUCGUAGUUUAUUUGUGCAUUUCUGUUGUUUGUAAGAGUAGAGGUGGUGCAGUUGGGACGCUCAGAGAGGAGGGUGCCGUUGACAUGGGUGAUGAUGGUGCAUUGAUGGAAAAUGAGGAGGAUACAGUUGAAUUCCGAGGUGUGGCCUUAUAAGUAAUUGCAUUUGCUUGAUUUGGUUUCUUUCAAUGUAUCUGCUGCUAACUUGUUUCACUUGAAUGUAAGAUUUUAUAAUUUUAGUUU